CAAAAGUGAAAAUUAGAUUUUGGACAGUCCCUGCCCACUUCCACCUGGUGUUUUAUUAGGUAUGAAGAAACUGGAAGAGUUGUACUUUGGAGAAUACUUCAAAACAAGAGAUGAAGAAAAGGGGUACAUUAUUAAAGAGGUAAAUUCACCGAUUGCUCUUGACACUUUCCAAAUUUCCAUAGAUGAUACUCAAUUUUUGAUGCAAAUAUUACAAGUAAUGUGUGUUGAGAACUUGAAAAGAUAUGAAAUCGUCAUGGCGGAAGAAAGUGACUUAGUACUGGAGAUUAUCAUGUCACAUGGAGGCGUGCUUCAGCCAAUGAUGCUGUAAUUACAAGACAGUUUUUCGAGGUAGAAAGAGAUAAAGUUACACGCUGAAAUGCUGAACGUGGAAUGUUAAGUAUGAAGCAUUUAUUGACAUAUGAGUCAUUUUUUGUAGUGUAUUGAAGGGAAAACUAGAAUGGAAGAAGAAGAGAUUGAAGAGAAUAAUGUGAGAUUUUUGGGAGGUGGUGGCGGAGAGACUAGGUCGAUAGAUGGAAAUGAAUUAGAUUUAGAGCCACCACCAUGGUCUUUGAUGGGUAAUGUGGAGAUUAGUGAAGCGAAAAGAAGAAAAAUGAAAAAGGCAGGGAUUGAAGAGAGUGGUGAGAGAUUGUUCAGGUGUGGUGGUGGUGGUGGAGACGGCGGUGGCGGGGAGAUUAGGUGGGUGGAUGGAAGUGAAUUGGAUUCAGAAUCACCACCAUGGUCUUUGGUUGGUGAUGUGGAGAUAAUUUAAGGGUUAGGAUCUUUUAGGAGGAGGCUUGUAAAGAAACCUAAUAGAGUAGAUUCUUUUGAUGUUGAAGCUAUGGAACUUGCUGACUCUUUUGGACAUCAUAAAAAGUUUUGAAUUUCUUAUCUUAAUGAAUUGUCUCAUGGUGUUUCAAGAUUUCUAGUGGUUUGAAUAUUAUUGUUCUUAGAGUAAUUGAAUUGAUCUUUACUAGUAUAUUAUUUGUAUUGUAAUCAUGUCUAGCCCACUGGAAUGGAAAAGAUUAAAAUGUACAAUGACGAAUUUUCUAGAAUUGCAAAUUAUUGUGAAGUGAAGUUCUGCCUUAAUUUGUAAUUCUCAAUUUUCAAUUUCACCCCACCAUCCUUUAGGUGCCAAGUUUCAUCUCCACUCGAUAAUUCUCAAAGUACAGUUCAAUGGAAAAAAAAAAUCAGCAAAUUUCAAUGGUAAACAAUGUUGAGGCGAGUGUCUCGCUUUCGACUAACAAUUAGCUAGAUGAUGCACCUUUCAGUAUUUUUUUCUGUUUUCCUUAUUAAGAUUAUCUUCAACAAAUCAGGAUAUUUCUCUUUGGAGAACUCUUGUUUUGGCAUUUCAGAUACUUGGUGUAGUAUAUAGUGAUAUGGGCACAAGCCCUUUAUACGUCUUCUUUGAUGUAUUCAGUAAGGUACCCAUAACGUUAGAGGUCAAUGUCUUGUGAGCUUUAUCGCUUGUAAUGUACACAAUUGCUUUCAUUCCUUUAACAAAAUACGUUUUUGUGGUGCUCAAGGUGAAUGGUAAUGGGGAAUGUACUAACUUUUUGCUUAAAAAUAUGGUUUGGCAAAUUCCAUACUAACGACUUCCAUUGUUCGAUUUGUAGGAGAAACAUUUGCAUUAUAUUCAUUGAUUUGCAGGUAUGCAAAUGUUAAUCUUCUUCCAAAUAGUCAACAGGCAGAUGAAUAUAUAUCGAGUUUCAAGUUCAAACUUUCGACUCCAGAACUUGAAAGGGCUUUGAGUAUAAAAGAUGCAUUGGAACAUAAGUCUUCUUUGAAAACCCUUCUUUUACUUUUGGUUCUUAGGGGGACAUCUAUGAUUAUAGGGGACGGUAUUUUGACGCUGACUAUUUCUGGUAUAUAAACCCUUUGCCUAUCCUAGAACUAAAUAAGAAAAGUAACGAUAUUGCAUAACAAUAUAUUUUUACUGUAGUAAUGUUUGUUGUGAGCGGUCUUCAGGGUCGGAUACUAGGAUCUGGUACAGGUAGGUAAACCAAGUUUCUACUUCUUAUUAACUAGCAUAGGAGUAUAUGAUGCAGGAAUGUAUCAAUUUGAUAAAGAACAAUAAAAGAAAGUGGAAAAGGGGAUCAAGAGAAGAAAUGAGGGCAAGAGAAAUAUUUUAUUCAUAUAUUCAAUGUGUACUUAUUAUAAUU
This is a messenger RNA of Olea europaea var. sylvestris, 2159 nucleotides long. RefSeq lists its product as uncharacterized. The transcript has a single exon. Lineage: Eukaryota; Viridiplantae; Streptophyta; Magnoliopsida; Lamiales; Oleaceae. The record is from RefSeq and is a predicted model, not a curated record. Bases 458 to 769 code for a protein of 103 amino acids.